AUGAGCUCUCCGUUCUCUAUCAAUGGCGGCGCCUGCGUCGCAAUGGUCGGCAAGGACUGCGUCGCAAUAGCCUGCGAUCUCCGCCUCGGUCUUCAGGCCCUGACCGUUUCCAACAACUUUCCGAAGAUCUUCCAGUACGGCGACGUCUUCCUGGGCCUCACAGGCCUCGCCACCGAUGUCACGACCGUCGGCGACCUGUUCCGCUACAAGGUCAACAUGUACCGCCUGCGCGAGGAGCGCAACAUCGCUCCGACCACCUUCGCCAACCUCGUCAGCAGCUCCCUCUACGAGCGCCGCUUCGGCCCUUACUUCGUGUCUCCUGUCGUCGCUGGCCUUGAUCCCAAGACGGGCAAGCCCUUCAUCUGUGGCUUCGACUCCAUCGGCUGCAUCGACUUCGCCAAGGAUUUCAUCGUCUCCGGCACGGCGUCUGAACAACUCUUUGGCAUGUGCGAGAGCUUAUGGGAACCCGAUCUGGGCCCCGAGGAGUUGUUCGAAACCAUCUCUCAAUCACUCCUAAACGCGGUUGACCGAGACGCCUUAUCCGGCUGGGGUGCACACGUGUACAUUAUUGAGAAGGACAAGGUCACCAAAAGACUGCUUAAGGGCAGACAAGACUAA
Colletotrichum graminicola M1.001 is the source of this 618-nucleotide messenger RNA. Its product is annotated as proteasome A-type and B-type. NCBI's taxonomy places the organism in Eukaryota, Fungi, Ascomycota, Sordariomycetes, Glomerellales, Glomerellaceae. Bases 1 to 618 code for a protein of 205 amino acids. Gene Ontology annotation, biological process: proteasome-mediated ubiquitin-dependent protein catabolic process. Gene Ontology annotation, cellular component: proteasome core complex, beta-subunit complex; proteasome core complex. The record is from RefSeq and is a predicted model, not a curated record. The transcript has 4 exons.